AGGCCAGGAGGUGGGCUUUAUCGGGCGCAGAUUUACGGAUGCGCUGCUAAUCUUAUUAAGAGCAGCCAUGAUGACAGACGCACACAUUCAGCGCUGUACCUGUGACUGAUCAAGGAGUCGCCGGCCAUUCAUGUUGUUGGACUACUGCUGCCGCUGCUGUGGGACCGCACUGAUCAGACGCCACGGCCCGCUGCCAGCCCACAGCAAGAUCCACGACACAUGGGCUGUCCUGCAGAACCUGUUGAUGUGUAUGGUGUGCUUUUACUCACUCUACUAUAUUGUGGUCAGUGUCUGCAUCGGCGUUCUCAGGGUGGAGGAGGUCGACAGCUUGUUAGCACCAUUUGACUACACCACACAACCAUCAUGGCAAAGUCCCAAAUACUUAGUGAGUGUGAUCUCCACAGAGGUGACGUAUGUUCUGGGUGGUCUGGUGUUCGCAUGGAUCGUCGAGGAGUGGGUGUGGGAUUACGCCAUUACUGUCACACUGCUGCAUGUCGCCCUCACUGUCGCAGAGCACUGGUGGAUUGCUCUCGGCUCGGGGUUAUUGAUGAUGAUUUUUGGCGGGCAGCUUCUGGCUUAUCGACUCUUCAGAAACAACUUUGUGCAUCCCGCAGAUCUCCAGAACUUCUGACAUCUUCAAGAUAAACUCUCUCUGUUUUGUAUUUACUCAGUUUUUUAUGUCAAGGUUUGAAAUGCUUUUGUAAUUCCUGCACAGUGUUUUACAUAAUGGAUUUGUUUUGAAACUGUCUGCUCAUUAUGAUAAAAUAAUACCAGAACACUG
This is a messenger RNA of Danio rerio (zebrafish), 781 nucleotides long. The record is from RefSeq and is a predicted model, not a curated record. NCBI's taxonomy places the organism in Eukaryota, Metazoa, Chordata, Actinopteri, Cypriniformes, Danionidae.